This is a messenger RNA of Fragaria vesca subsp. vesca, 2032 nucleotides long. RefSeq names its product 7-dehydrocholesterol reductase-like. The record is from RefSeq and is a predicted model, not a curated record. Lineage: Eukaryota; Viridiplantae; Streptophyta; Magnoliopsida; Rosales; Rosaceae. Gene Ontology annotation, biological process: brassinosteroid biosynthetic process; sterol biosynthetic process. Bases 141 to 1820 code for a protein of 559 amino acids. Gene Ontology annotation, molecular function: oxidoreductase activity, acting on the CH-CH group of donors, NAD or NADP as acceptor. Gene Ontology annotation, cellular component: endoplasmic reticulum membrane. The transcript has 15 exons.
CCACUUCAAACGGGUGACUUGAAAAUGGUACCACAAAAGCCAAGUCUUCUCUGAGUGAGUCUGUCAACUCCAUCUAAGAUUCAUUCACACUGAGAACUUGGUUCAGCAGAGUCCAAACUCUCAGACCCAAUUCAGAAACAAUGGUGGAGAGCAAGACUGUGCACUCACCAUUGGUGACUUACGCUUCCAUGCUUUCACUGCUUACACUCUGCCCUCCAUUUGUGAUUCUACUAUGGUAUACAAUGGUACAUGCUGAUGGCUCUCUUUUACAAACUUGGGAGUACUUGAGACAAAAUGGGCUGCAGGGGUUUAUAGACAUAUGGCCAAGACCUACUGCUAUUGCCUGGAAAAUCAUUGCAUGUUAUGGCGCUUUUGAGGCUGCACUUCAGCUGCUUUUACCUGGAAAAAGGGUCGAGGGACCAAUAUCUCCGGCUGGGAAUCGGCCUGUGUACAAGGCAAAUGGUAUGGCAGCAUACUUUGUGACAUUGACUACAUAUAUUGGCCUUUGGUGGUUUGGGAUAUUCAACCCUACAAUUGUUUAUGAUCAUUUGGGAGAAAUAUUUUCGGCCCUCAUUUUUGGAAGUUUGGUGUUUUGUGUUCUCCUAUACAUAAAAGGUCACUUGGUGCCAUCUUCCACAGAUUCUGGCUCUUCUGGGAAUGUUAUAAUUGAUUUUUACUGGGGCAUGGAACUGUAUCCUCGAAUUGGUGAACACUUUGAUAUCAAAGUUUUCACGAACUGUAGAUUUGGAAUGAUGUCCUGGGCCGUUCUUGCAGUGACCUAUUGCAUAAAGCAGUAUGAGUUGAAUGGGAGAGUAGCUGAUUCAAUGCUCGUAAAUACUAUACUGAUGCUGGUGUAUGUCACAAAAUUCUUCUGGUGGGAGGCUGGAUACUGGAAUACAAUGGAUAUUGCACAUGAUCGAGCGGGAUUUUAUAUUUGCUGGGGUUGUUUGGUGUGGGUUCCAUCUAUUUAUACCUCACCUGGCAUGUACUUGGUCAACCAUCCUAUAAAUCUCGGCAGUCAGCUAGCACUUCUUAUUUUGGUUGCGGGGAUUCUCUGCAUAUACAUCAACUAUGAUUGCGACAGGCAAAGACAAGAAUUUCGCAGAACAAAUGGCAAAUGUUUAGUCUGGGGGAGAGCUCCAUCAAAGAUAGUUGCUUCAUACACUACACAAUCUGGGGAAACAAAGACAAGUCUUCUCUUAACCUCAGGAUGGUGGGGUUUAUCUCGCCAUUUCCAUUAUGUGCCAGAAAUAUCAGCUGCCUUUUUCUGGACUGUUCCAGCUCUUUUCAAUCAUUUUCUACCGUACUUCUAUGUGGUGUUUCUUACAAUCCUUCUAUUAGACCGAGCAAAAAGGGAUGAUGAUCGAUGUCGAUCCAAGUACGGGAAAUACUGGAAAUUAUAUUGUCAGAAAAUGUCGGCAUACGAGAAUGUUGUUGGUGGGAAGCUCAAGCUUAAGGGGAAGGCUCUGGAUGUGAAGGCUGCUGGAAUUAAGAAGAAGAAGAAACAUAAGAAACAUCAGGAGCAAAUAUCUCUUGUCAACCAGAAGGAGCUUGCAGCUGGUGGAAGUACAGAAGAGUUGACCAAUCCUGAUGAGGAAGAUAUGAAUGAUGACAACAGAUCAAGAGAGGAUGGGAAGGGUAGUUAUGAUGAGUAUCUCACACCUGCAGAGAGGCGAUAUAUAGAACAGAGAGAGCAAAUUGAUAAUCACAAGUUGGCCAAAACGGCUAAUAAAUCACACCGUGACAGAAUUCAAGAUUUCAACCAGUACCUGGCAAACAUGAGUGAGCAUUAUGACAUUCCUAAAGUUGGGCCAGGCUAAUUCGACGAAGUCUAUGAAUAUGAACACCAAAAGGAUCACCUGUCGCGCGUUUGUCAUUUCAAAAUCUGUUCAUGUGGACAUCAAUGUAUGUUUCAUUUUGUAUUUUGUAGUUUGUGCUUGACUAUAUGUAGUUUGCUAAUGACAUCUAUUUGCAACCAUGUUGUAGUACUUGUUUAUGUUUAGAGCCCUUCUGAUGUUUCGAUGCGCCUUUC